UGACACUACAAAAAAAUGACAGUCGGUGUGCAAAGCUGUGAAUGAAAAGGCGUGAAACUUGUAAUCGAAUAAAUGUUUCGAUUAUAUUAAUUUAAUUAAUCGUGCAAUAUAAUUAUCAAUGAAUUAAGAGGUUCACGAAGAGAUUUGUUGUUUUCAAUCGAUAAAAUGAGUGCCUCUAAUGGAGAAAAGAAACAAAUUCGUGUGUGGUGUGAUGGGUGUUACGACAUGGUGCAUUUUGGUCAUGCGAACUCUUUGCGGCAAGCGAAAGCACUUGGCGAUGUGUUAAUAGUCGGAGUGCACACAGAUGAAGAAAUUGCAAAACACAAAGGACCCCCUGUUUUUACACAGGAGGAGCGGUACAAGAUGGUGAAGGCUAUAAAAUGGGUUGACCAGGUUGUUGAGGGAGCACCCUACGUCACAACCCUCGAGACGCUGGACAAAUAUCAGUGUGACUUCUGUGUACAUGGAGAUGACAUCACAGUAACUGCAGAUGGAAUUGAUACAUAUCAUUUGGUCAAAAACGCAGGCAGAUAUAGGGAGGUGCAAAGAACUGCCGGAGUAUCAACGACGGAUCUCGUGGGGCGGAUGUUACUUCUCACCCGGGAACAUUUCAAGAGAGGUGACAAAGAGUACACCGUCGCAUUGGAGCACUCGUCAAAUCUCGGCACGGAUCGCACGGCGCGCUCACCUUACACUGGCUGCUCGCAGUUCCUGCCUACUACGCAGAAGAUCAUACAAUUCAGUAGUGGUCUGUCGCCGAAGCCUACAGAUAAGGUGGUGUACGUAGCAGGCGCCUUCGACUUGUUCCACGUGGGGCACCUGGACUUCCUCGCGGCGGCGCACGAGCAGGGCGACUUCAUCAUCGUGGGGCUCCACACCGACCUCGAGGUCAACCGCUACAAGGGCUCCAACUACCCCAUCAUGAACCUGCACGAGCGGGUGCUGUCCGUGCUGGCCUGCAAGUACGUCCACGAAGUCGUAAUCGGUGCGCCAUACUCGGUGACGGCGGAGCUCAUGGACCACUUUAAGGUGCAAGUGGUGUGCCACGGCGACACCACGAUCGCGCGCGACGCUGACGGUUCCGAUCCCUACGCAGUGCCCAAGCGGCGCGGCUGCUUUAAGAUCAUCAAAUCCGGCAACUCCAUGACAACAGAAGACAUCGUGCAACGAAUAAUAAGCCACCGGCUCGAGUUCGAGAUGAGAAACACACGCAAGGAGCAUAAGGAGAUGACCGUCAUGAAGGCCAUACAGGGCGAGCAUCUCAAGCAGAACGGCACGUGCUUACAACAGGAGAGUUAAACU
This is a messenger RNA of Cydia amplana, 1302 nucleotides long. RefSeq names its product ethanolamine-phosphate cytidylyltransferase (gene Pect). Bases 166 to 1299 code for a protein of 377 amino acids. NCBI's taxonomy places the organism in Eukaryota, Metazoa, Arthropoda, Insecta, Lepidoptera, Tortricidae. Gene Ontology annotation, cellular component: cytoplasm. Gene Ontology annotation, molecular function: ethanolamine-phosphate cytidylyltransferase activity. Gene Ontology annotation, biological process: phosphatidylethanolamine biosynthetic process. The transcript has 8 exons. The record is from RefSeq and is a predicted model, not a curated record.